AUGUUUCUCUCUCGUGCCAUAACCUCUAGAAUAGUAUGUCGCUCACCAUCUCUACUCCGUCCCACGUGGAAGGCAUUCAUGAGCACUGAGAUCCGUAAGGCAAUCACCGAGGCUGUUGCAUCGGCGCCCGUGGUUCUAUUCAUGAAGGGCACUCCAGAAUUCCCACAGUGUGGGUUCUCAAAGGCUACUAUAAACCUUUUGGGGAAGCAGGGCGUUGACCCAGCCAAAUUUGCGGCGUACAAUGUAUUAGAAGAUCCAGAGUUGCGCACGGCCAUUAAAGAGUUUUCUGAUUGGCCCACGAUUCCACAACUGUAUGUGAAUAACGAAUUUGUAGGUGGAUGCGAUGUUAUAACAAGUAUGGCGAAAUCUGGCGAGCUUGCUGAUGUGCUGGAAGAAGCAGACGCGUUAGUGGCGGAAGACGAGACUCAAGACGAAACCCCAGAGAAGUGA
Molecule: messenger RNA, 450 nt
Organism: Huiozyma naganishii CBS 8797
Lineage: Eukaryota; Fungi; Ascomycota; Saccharomycetes; Saccharomycetales; Saccharomycetaceae
Gene: GRX5
Product: monothiol glutaredoxin GRX5
Exons: 1
Coding region: 1-450 (149 amino acids)
Source: RefSeq, a predicted model, not a curated record